This is a messenger RNA of Jatropha curcas, 632 nucleotides long. RefSeq names its product putative invertase inhibitor. Gene Ontology annotation, biological process: negative regulation of catalytic activity. The record is from RefSeq and is a predicted model, not a curated record. Lineage: Eukaryota; Viridiplantae; Streptophyta; Magnoliopsida; Malpighiales; Euphorbiaceae. Gene Ontology annotation, molecular function: enzyme inhibitor activity.
CGAAAGAGCAAUUCGCCCAAAAAAAUCCCUGUAAAAAACACAAUGUCUCCCAAAAUAUUUUUCUUUGCUUUCUUCCUGGCCAUGGUUUCUUCUAGUCACCAAGCUUCAGUAUUAGUAACCCAAUCCUGUCAAAAAACCUUAUAUAAGGACUUUUGCCUGUCAGCUCUGGGAUCAGUCCAGGCAACUGAUCUUCAAAGCUUGACAAAAGCUGCACUGAACAUAGAAUCAUCGAAGGGCACUGGCAUAUUGAAGCUCACCGCCGAUUUGAUCAAGAAAAGUUCAGACCCAGUUUUGAAGUCAGCCCUGACAGAUUGCUCCGAGGAUUACGAUAACGCAUUGGAUGAAAUUAAGGAUUCACUUCGUGCUAUUGAAGCUAAAUCCUAUGGUGAUGUUAAAACAUGGGUUAGUGCUGCCAUGACUUAUUCUGGAUCCUGCGAGGAUGGAUUUAAAGAAAAGCCUGGACUUAAAUCUCCAUUAACUACUGUCAAUACAGAAUUUAACCAGCUUUGCAGUAUUAUUUUAACAUUUACCAAUCUCUUGUGAAAAAAAAUAAAAAUGUUAUUUAUUUAUGCGUGAUUGUAAGAUGAGAUUUACUCGUAUGAAGUAAAUGGAAAAAAUAAUCCUCUUUUCCU